AUGUCCAGUGUUGACUGCAAACGGCGUGGUCUGUUGGCUGGUGCCUGUGCGAACUGCAUAUGGCACUCAAGGGGCGCGCAAUGUGAAUUUUACGGUGGCAAGUCGGCACAUUGGGACAGCGAAAUGGACAUGACGGUUCUUCAGCAAGGUGGCCUCCGGGCCAGCAGCACCAGCAGCAAUGGCGCGUAUCGUACAGUGAUUGUCAAUAAGGAGGGUUGCUUCUGGAUGGAAGCCCCGAAACAUGACGACCGCCCCCGUGCCCUACGUCAGAAGGGAAAAAGAGCAAUCGAGAAAAAAAAGGCGCAUAAGACGAAAGUGUGCAAGAUGGAUUCGUCCAUCGAAAUAUUGCAGACCGAAGUCGAUCGGCUGGAGAAGACCGCCGCUGCCGAAGAAGCGGAAGUUGCUCGCAAGCGCACGAAGGCCCAGGAGCUCCUCAAGGCCAUCAAGGCGAAGGAAGAGGAAAAAGAGAAGAAGGAGAAGAAGGACAAGAAGGGAAAGGAGGGCAAGGAAGGCAAGGGCAAGACUGGUGCCUUGGUUUUGAGAUCCAAAGAAAACGAGAUGAAUAUGGAAUGGACCGAAUCGGAUUAA
Molecule: messenger RNA, 588 nt
Organism: Aspergillus udagawae
Lineage: Eukaryota; Fungi; Ascomycota; Eurotiomycetes; Eurotiales; Aspergillaceae
Exons: 4
Coding region: 1-588 (195 amino acids)
Source: RefSeq, a predicted model, not a curated record